This is a messenger RNA of Cladocopium goreaui, 3183 nucleotides long. The record is from the annotation of a GenBank genome assembly. Lineage: Eukaryota; Dinophyceae; Suessiales; Symbiodiniaceae.
AUGCUUCGCUUGGGAGCACGCGUUGAGCAGACCUGUGGUGCCACAGGGCAGGUAAGCGUCAGCUACGUGUGCGCAGUCAAGAACAAUGGCUUCAUUUGUCUGGGUCGAAGUGACCCACCCUGCAUUCAUGUAUUGGCGCUUGUGGUCUCCGAGCCGGCCUCGCUGGACCUAGCGUCUCUCCGUGGCUGCGGGAAAGAGCCUCAGGAUCGUGACAAUAUGACCGUGUUACCUGAUGACAGCGUCAGCGCUUGCCAGGAGGUGCUCCCUGCACAGGAAUCGGGACUUGGUUAUGAUUCGCGACAGCGGUCCGAGAAACUUCGGGUCGUUGUGCGUGGCGGUGCUGUGCCAUUGGAACGGUUGAAGUAUUUCGGCGCCUUGGUGGAUGUGAGAUCAAUUGCUGCCAGCUGGCAAAACGACGACACGAAGGAUUUGUAUGCUCGCUUUGAAAGCCCGGGCAGCGCUGCUGCCGCUGUCAAGCUACAGAAGCCCAAAGGCUUUGCCUACGUGAACAGUCCUGGCACCAUAGCCAUUCACUUGACUUUCGACACGACAGCUAUCCAAAGCAUCUGUUUGAGACGUUCAAUCGUGCUUCAAUGGCUUGUGCUGUCUCCAACACGCUGGACCGCCAUGCCGCAAAAACGCGCUCGUGCUUUGGCCGAUGCAGCGCGCGGGUGCGAAGACAUUCGCAUUGCGCUGCAGCGCGGCACCGUGGUAUCAAAGUCCACCCCAGGGGCACUGAACCUCACCGCGUCCCAAGAGGCAGCUAUCGCUGAGUGGCCGCUCGCUUUGGUGCAGCCUGCUGUCCGGGCCUGGAAAGACACUACAGCAGAUUCUGCGCCGCUUCUGCUCCAAGCCAAUAUCAAUUUGAUCCCUGAAGCUGUGCUCCUGGCAUUUCACAUGGCCCCCACAGACAUUGCCUCUCCCGAAGAAGUGGACGCUCUAAAGGAGAUUGCGCACGUCGCUGCUUCAUGGUGGAAGCUCCAGCGCGAAUCCAUGCAAAGGUACUCUUUGCAGGUACGCUCUCAGAACCGCAGCAGCAAAAAAGGGCUCAUUUUGUUUCUGCGGCAUUUGGCCACGAAAGCGUCCCCGCGCCUAACAUGUGUUCUGCACACCAUGCCCACCAUGUGCACUUGGCCACAUCUCGCGCUGGCCUUUCGUCUUGGCAUGCCACACAUAUGCAAUGCAUGCGCUGCUGCAGCCGUUUCUGCUCGGGUGCUCACUUUCGUCCCCACGCUUGUUUUGCUCAUGGCGCUGCCAUUGUCCAAUUUGCCAACGGAUGUCCUAUGUAUGCUUCUGACCUUCCUGGGUGUACGCUCUGCGCCCUUGCUCAUUGCCUGCCAUUCAGCCGUCUGUUCAGCUGCUGCGCUGCGUGAAUUACGAGCUGUGACGCGCUUGGUGCAGAACACCUUGCGCAUACCUCUUCACAUUUCUUCGCUGCCUUUGCAAGACAUUGCCUCCGCGGCUGCUUCCUAUGUCCGACUUUGCCGUUUCCUGUCAUCGACUGUCCAGCAUUGCGUGCGCCAAGUGGAAGACAUGCAGCUGGCGUAUCCAACGUUUGCCGACAGGGCGCCCUGCGUUGCGCACAUCAGUGCCCCCAGGGACACUGCUUCACCCAUGCAGAUGCUUUUACGCUUUUUGAACGUACCGGACGGGGGCCCGGUGUAUGGCAUCUUCUCUUGCAAUCCACUUGCUGCGUGGUACGGCUUGAAUGGACGCGUGCACGCCCACCGGCGCACCGUGCGGGAAUUCGCACGCUUGCUCCGCAUGGGCAGCGGGUCCUUCGCUGUCACUCCGUGCAGCGUGUUGGAAGACCGGCGCGCCACUUUUCGGCUGAGCUUCAGUGUCCUUGGGGUGUGUGGCGCGCUCGUCGCAGUGGAACCGUUUGCCGAUGAGGUCUCGCUCGUGGUCGUGCCAUUGCCCAGCUUCUUGCUGUUGCUCGGCAUUGCCCGGCUGUGGUCACUUCCUGAGCAGAUCGCUCUGCUGCGCCGGCACAAUUCUCUCUACAAUUUCGUCAUGGAUUGCGUAUAUCCGGCGCUGCUUCAAGGCAUCUACUGCCCAGGCAUUGGGCGCGCCCCAAGCGGCAUCUUUUGCGCCGACAAGGCCGCCGCGACAUUGUCUGCCGCUGUGAGACGGCUGCUUCGUGUUGACGCUGCUGCCUCGCAGCCCGUGGCAGCAUUGCUAGCAGAUGCCGCUGGGGGGCCAAUGGCCGCUUGGCAUUUGUGCAAUCCGGAUACUCCGGCGUGGAUUUCUCUCUCCGGCCUUCUAACCGACCGGAAUAUCGCCGUGCCCUUCCCUGAUCGUGCGGAUUUCGCUGACAUGUUAAAAGGUUCCCUGUGCUACGCUGUCCGGUUGUUCUCGCUGUUUGCGUGCAAACACUUCGAUGUUUGGUUGCGCUUUGUGACUCUUUCCCAGCGACUUGUUGCACGAUUCUGCGUUUCCUGCAGCCAUUUCUGCUCCACUGCCACAGCCGCGUCGCUGCUGCGCCCUUCUACCUUCUUUUCGUACUUUGCUAUGGCUUCUGCUGCGCUGGCGUCCCUGCCCGUGGACGUCCUGCUGCGGUUGCACAUCUUCCUGGGGUGGCAACUGGCUCCGGUCUUCGCGCGGGUGGCCCAGUGUGCUGCGCCCUUGGCAAUCCUUGCGCACGCGGAACAGCAGCUGUGGCUUCUCUCACAGGCGCUCAUGGAACCAAUCCCGGUUCCUACCAUGCCGACGCUGCUGCGUCAGUAUGGUGCUGUGUGCAAGGAAGCCGCCGCAGCCGUCCUUGCACGGCUUGCCGGCCUCACCGCGGCCGAUCUCGUCUGGCCCGGCCUCCACGAGGCUGCGCCCGCGUCCCUGUGGCGCCGCACAUGGCACGACAGCAGCGCCACUGUCGAAGCCAUCCGGCGCCAGGUUCUGGCUCGGGAAGCCUUCGACCUAUCGAACUAUCUUGCCUUUGACCUGGGCAUCUCGCCGCAGCCACUGGUUGCAUGGCAGGAAUUGAACAGGGAAGAGCCCGAGGCCGACGAAUUGGUGGCGGGCUUUCUGGACCUCAUCGACGCUGGUGAGGCAACGUACCUUUUUUACCCACCAGACCUGGAAAGCGGCCGCCCACCCUGCGUCCUCCUGAAUUUCACCGUUUGGGGGGUGGGCGGCACGCUGGCUAUCGAAGAGCCAGAAGUGGACCCAGCUGGAUUCUACAUCUAG